GGUGAAGACCAAUCUGGUGAAGAGGAGUAGAAAGAAGCGGUUCACUCUGACUGGCUCCUCCGUGCGUGUUUCUCCCGUCUUCGAGGGUCUGGAUGGCCGGUUAAAAAGCAGAAAAACACCGCAGUCCUCGGUUCUUCAGAUGCGCGCUCCUUGACGCCAAAAAUCGGAUAUAUUUGUCAUUUUUCCCGGAGUCUGAGAGAAGAGCUACAAAAUGAAAUACAAAAACCUGAUGGCCAAGGCGUUGUACGACAACAUGCCGGAGUCCCCCGAGGAGCUGGCCUUCCGUAAAGGGGACAUCCUAACUGUAAUAGAGCAGAACACAGGAGGCCUAGAGGGCUGGUGGCUCUGCUCCCUGCAUGGCCGCCAAGGCAUCGCCCCUGGCAACCGACUGAAACUGUUGAUUGGACCCAUGUUCGAGGCCCAGUCGCCGGCCGCCAGCGCAGCCGCCCAGUCCUCUCCUCAGAGCUCAGCCUAUCAGCAGAAUCCUGGCUCGGGGGCUCAGGGGAUCUACCAGGUGCCACCGUCCCUUCAGAGUCCACAGCAGCACAGUCAGCAAAGCAUCUACCAAGUUCCUCCUGGACAAGAUGUCUACCAAGUCCCACCAAGGAGUAAUCUAGCUGCUGAUAACACUCAGAGCAAGGUGGUGACCCCAACCAGAGUGGGACAGUCUUACACCUACAGCCCAGGCCAGCACAACCAGCAGGACCUCUAUGAUGUCCCACCCAGUAGAUCACAGGGGGUGUACGAUAUUCCACCUGGUCAGAUGUUCCCUGGUCAGCACAGUGCAGCCAGAAACCAAGGAGUCUACGAUGUUCCCCCAGCUCAAGUGGACCCCAGGACACAAGGCAUUUAUGACGUACCUCCCUCCUCACAAGGGGUCUACUCAGUGCCUCCCUGCAGGACCAACGCUGCCCUCCAGGAGGGAAACUACGACUUCCCGCAGCCUCUCAAACACAAACAGGAAGGCAUCUAUGACGUUCCACCACCUGCCCUCACCAAGCCCACUCAGAGCCCCCAGUCACAUUAUGAUUUUCCUCCCAGUGUGGAGCCUCCUCCCCAUCACCGACACCCAAAUACCAAUGGCAAUGAAGGCAUUUAUGACAUACCUCCACCUGCCCUUCAUUCAGGGGCAGGGUCUCAGAGAGACGUAUAUGACAUCCCCCGGGGCAUGCAACCCCCCCAGCACAGAAACUCAUCCGCUGACAGAGAUGGAAGCAAAGGCAUCUACGACAUCCCAGCUCAGGAUGCUCGUGCGGUAGCAGACGUGACUGAUGGCGUGAACCGCCUGUCGUUCUCCAGCACUGGCAGCACGCGCAGCAGCAUGUCCACCUCCUCAUCCUCCACAGGCUCCAGCUCUGAUGGCCGCCUCACCCUCGAUGUGGAUGCUGCUGUCCAGAGGUUGUACCGCCUGCAGCAGGCUGUGGAGGCCUCAGUUGGGUCCUUAUAUUCAAUGGCAGCUUCCCCUCACUGGAGGACUUUUCCCUUCAUGGAGCGCCAUGCUAAUGAUGUUCGCACUGUGCUAGACAGGGUCCGGGCUGCUCUGGGGGACUUUGUUGUGUUUGGCAGAGGGGCUGUUGUGAAUGCGACGGCCCUAUCAGACUCCAGCCUGCACAGUAAGAUGCGAAGGCAGCUGGGACGCCUGGAAGAUUCGCAGCAGAUCCUCCUGCAGAUCUACCAGGUCCUGGAAAACUGCAGCUGGGCUCUGAACGCCCUAGCAUCCUCUGGCAAGCACCACAACAAAAGUGACGACCUGGAUCGCUUUGUCAUGGUCUCCCGGACUGUUCCAGAUGACGCCAAGCAGCUGGCCUCCACAAUAGGCAGCAAUGCUGAGCUGCUGUUUAGGCGGACACACAUGGACGGGUCUUUCUCUAUCGGGAGCACACCUGAUGAGAACAUGAUCCACUCACUCACCUCCCCCUCCUCUGAUAAUGACUACGGAGGUCAGACCAAGCCCUUCCCUGUGCCCUCCAGCCAAGACAAAGACAACAUGAAUAGUGAGAAGUGUGUGAAGAGCUGGAUGGAGGAUUACGACUAUGUGCAUCUGCAGGGCAAAGAUGACUUUGAACGUCAGCAGAAGGAGCUGUUGGAUAAAGAAAACAUUAUCAAGCAGAGUCAGGUCCAGCUUGGUCAGGAACAGAUCAAUCAGUUCAAGAAGCUCGAGCAGGAAGUGAUAAAACCUGUGGAGAAUGACAUCUCACAGUGGAUCUCACACCAACACUCGGGUGUAACCUCAGCCUCACCCUUGGACUCCUCCUCCUCCAUUUCUCCAUCAACCCAUGUGUGCACACGGGACCGCCAGCUGCUCACCUUCUACUCUGAGCAGUGUGAGCAGCAUUUUGUGACACUCCUCAGUGCCGUGGACGCCUUCUUUGGCUGCGUCAGUGCUGGGCAGCCUCCUCGCAUCUUUGUGGCACACAGCAAGUUCGUCAUCCUCAGUGCCCACAAACUGGUCUUCAUUGGAGACACUUUGUCCAGGCAGGCCUCAGCUCCCGAGGUGGCCAACAGGGUGAUGAACUCCAGUAACGUGUUGUGUGACUUGUUAAAGUCUGUGGUGGCUGCGACUAAAACAGCCGCUCUGAACUACCCAAACACAGCUGCCAUCCAGGAGAUGGUGGACAGAGUCACUGACCUCUCACACCACGCACAGCAGUUCAAAGAACAGUUGCUACAAUUGGCCAACUUGUGAUUUUCAAUCCUUAUAUUUCACCACAGACUCCAUUAAUCUAGCAUAUAUAUAUAGAUAUAU
Larimichthys crocea (large yellow croaker) is the source of this 2746-nucleotide messenger RNA. It is a transcript of the gene nedd9, whose product is annotated as neural precursor cell expressed, developmentally down-regulated 9. Gene Ontology annotation, biological process: cell migration; cell surface receptor protein tyrosine kinase signaling pathway. The record is from RefSeq and is a predicted model, not a curated record. Gene Ontology annotation, cellular component: cytoplasm; plasma membrane. Bases 212 to 2686 code for a protein of 824 amino acids. Gene Ontology annotation, molecular function: protein binding. The transcript is spliced from 7 exons. NCBI's taxonomy places the organism in Eukaryota, Metazoa, Chordata, Actinopteri, Sciaenidae.